AUGGUGGCCGCAAAGAAGACGAAAAAGUCACUGGAGUCGAUCAACUCUAGGCUCCAGCUGGUUAUGAAAAGUGGAAAGUACGUGCUGGGGUACAAACAGACUCUGAAAAUGAUCAGACAAGGCAAAGCGAAACUGGUCAUCCUCGCCAACAACUGCCCAGCCUUGAGGAAAUCUGAAAUAGAGUAUUACGCCAUGUUGGCCAAAACUGGUGUCCAUCACUACAGUGGCAAUAAUAUUGAAUUGGGCACAGCAUGUGGAAAAUACUACAGAGUAUGCACACUGGCUAUCAUUGAUCCAGGUGAUUCUGAUAUUAUUAGAAGCAUGCCAGAACAGACUGGUGAAAAGUAA
Messenger RNA from Rangifer tarandus platyrhynchus (Svalbard reindeer), 348 nucleotides. Lineage: Eukaryota; Metazoa; Chordata; Mammalia; Artiodactyla; Cervidae. The record is from the annotation of a GenBank genome assembly.